GGGGCAGCAAGCAAUGCGGCAGAUUUGUUUUAUAUUUAUUUGAUCCAGUGAAUGAUUCACAUAACAAACAAUAAUAUAAGGUCGUGAUUUCAUUUUCUCCUAGAAAAAGAGCGUGCGAAAAUCAUUCUUUAAUAUAUAGUCGAGCAAGCAAAGAUCAAACAUUUCAGAAGCAGAUAAUGGAGAAGAGGCCGCCUGCACUAGCUCUUAGGCCGCUGAAGCUGACGCUGCUGCUGUUGCUGUGGUUGAUUGCGUUUCCGGCAGCUAAGGCUUGCCCAUCAGGCGGCAGCCGAUGCAGAAGUUGCCCACCGGAUGGCAGUCAAUGCAGAAGUUGCAUAGUAAAUCAGAUGAAGUUCGGCUGCCCAGAAUGCACGCCGGUUCUGCGCUGUAUGGCUCGAUGCUUGUGGGGCGGCAGCUCGAGGGCCAACUGCAUCAAGAACUGUGAUUGUGGCACCCCGAAGCUCUCCGACUGCAAGAGGUGCAUGUCACGCUGCAAGUGCAGCUGCGUGUUGUGGUAGAUGAGCGUUCUCAAGAAGAACAACAAAGCCUGUAUGUUUCUGUUUGACGUAUGAAGUUUAUGAUUUAUGAAUUCUGAAAUCUGUCUUUCUCAUGUUCAUUUCAUUGUUAACGUAUGGAUAUUCUAAAUUGCUCUAAUUUAAUUUAUCAAAAUCUGAGUUAUGGGCGCAAGAGAAUGAGCGCACUACUCUAACCCGCUAGGUUUAAUACACAUCUACUUAAGCUACACCUUUUAGUUUUUGUAACGUGAAAUAUUAUCUUUUAUAUUUUUCCCAUCUAACCGAUGAACUCAUUUUUCUACUUGCAAAUAACGGGUCUUUACGAUAUUUCAUAAUUAAAACCGUUGAAUUUAAGUGCAUGGAGAAUAAAACUAUAAAAA
Messenger RNA from Pyrus x bretschneideri (Chinese white pear), 892 nucleotides. RefSeq lists its product as uncharacterized. The record is from RefSeq and is a predicted model, not a curated record. Lineage: Eukaryota; Viridiplantae; Streptophyta; Magnoliopsida; Rosales; Rosaceae. The transcript has a single exon. Bases 177 to 515 code for a protein of 112 amino acids.